Messenger RNA from Penicillium digitatum Pd1, 1014 nucleotides. Its product is annotated as Protein kinase-like domain. The record is from RefSeq and is a predicted model, not a curated record. NCBI's taxonomy places the organism in Eukaryota, Fungi, Ascomycota, Eurotiomycetes, Eurotiales, Aspergillaceae.
AUGGGAUUUCCACAGGAGCAGACAGCCAUAUGGGUGGAUCUCAUGGGUAUCGAUUUUGUCACUCAACGCCACUUUUUGCCGUUGAUUGUACUGGAGCGGUAUGGGAAAGACGUGCGAGAAAAAAUGUUGAGCUCAGAGCUUGAUCUUGGCUAUUUUGAACGGUUAACGAUCGAGUCGCGUGUCGCCGAGGUCAUCAAGCAGCUCUUUGCAAGCUCUCAACUCCGACAAGUCUUUCGCCUUCAUGGAGAUGUGGCCUUCGAAAAUCAUGCGAAUACAUUGACGGAUGAAUCAAAGAUAGUCGCCAAUAUGGGAUCUCUGAGCUUGGCACAGGAACAACCGCGUCGCUCAGGGCGGUUGGCCGCAAAGCAGUCCCGUAUGUCUCGAUUACCCCUUCCGGCUCAGCCAGCUGCGAAGCACCAAGGGCCUGCGCUGCGGAAGGCUUCUCGACCCCGAGCGGAUCAGUUUUGUGUGUACAACAAAGGCCCCGAGGAAAAAGUUCCGGCCUUGAUUGUCGAAUACAAAGUGCCACAUAAGCUCACGCUCGCUCACAUAAAGGCGGGAAUUUUCGACAUGGACCUCGAGCAGGUGGUCCGUUACCAGGAAAUGGAGAAGCCAGAAUAUACUUGCGGGCGCGUUGUGGCUGCAGUCAUCACACAAGCGUUUUCCUACAUGAUCAAUGGAGGGCUGGAGUACGGCUAUGUGUAUACUGGCGAGGCAUUUAUCUUUCUUCGUGUUCCACACGACGAUCCUUCCACUGUAUACUAUUAUCUAUCGGUGCCGAGAGAAGACGUUGGUGAUACAACUGGAUGGACCGGUAACCCAAGUGACGAUAAUAGAUUACACUUGACAGCACUCGGCCAGGGGUUGGCCUUUACCCUCCGAGCUUUGCAAACACCGCAGCGGGGCAUUCAGUGGAAAAAUUGGGUGGCGAGCAAACUGGACACUUGGGAAAUGAUAUAUGACGAUCUUUGGGGCGAAAUAUCGGAGCUCGAUAUGCCCUCUUCCGUAUUCUAG